AUGGUAGAUCCUGGGGUACACGCUUACGCUGCAAUGGCAUUGCUUGAAUUGGCCAAACAUCUCGACUCGGCAUUGUAUUACAGGAAAGCCAAGAAAGCUGCGGAAUCGAAUUUGUCAUUUCUUGCUUCUUUUGAUCGGUUGAGUCUGGACGAGGAAGAUACAAAACGCACACUCGAGAGCGUACUCCAAGUGGCAGAGUCAAAGAUCCUACUUGGUGUUACUGGUAAAAUCUCUGAGCCAAACGUUAGGGAGGCAGAGAAUGUUCGAGUUGUGGAUGCUGUUGCAGGCAAAAGACUGAAGUCGUAUUGGGCUGGUAUGGGUGCUGAGAGUAAGAAGAAGUUUCUGAGAGUAAGCAUCGCAGAGCUUACAAGUUAUGUUGAGGGAUUGUUUGGUAGAGAAGGAGAAGAAGAGUGGGAGCAAGUUCUUGAUUCUGCAAGGAGGAACAAGAAGUGGAGAUUCUGGAUGUGCCGAACUUGUUCGCUUAAGUUCUUUCAUCACAAGAAGUUUAAGAACCAUCUCGAGCAAGCACAUGCCGCGAAGUUUAAACCUUCAACGACGAAGCAUAUGGCUCAGAGGGUGGAUGAAGUGUGGGCUGGUAUGCUAUCAUCGGCUGCAGCAGAAUGGGAACCAGUUGAUACAGUAGCUGCUGGUGAGAUGAUCAAGACUCGGCUCGAGCUUGUGAAAGCGUUUGUGUAUGAGAAUGGAUGGUCCAGAGACUGGCCUUUAGCUGCAGAUGGAGAGCGCAGGAAGCUGCUCAAGCAAAUCCAGUUGCUUCUUGUGUUGCUUCGAGAGCGGAAGAUUCUUUCUUGUGGCGUUCGAGACUGGAUGAUGCUUUUUGUGAUCAUGUAA
Microthlaspi erraticum is the source of this 849-nucleotide messenger RNA. Lineage: Eukaryota; Viridiplantae; Streptophyta; Magnoliopsida; Brassicales; Brassicaceae. The record is from the annotation of a GenBank genome assembly.